UCCUCCCACCCCUCCAGGCCAAAGGAGAUUUUGGGUCCUCAUUUUUAAACGAGUCUCUCACUCCUCUCUCCAAUGCCAUGGAUGCAAUUUUUGCCCCCAUGCCCCAGCCAGAUGCCCAAGCGUUGAGAUCUGCAGCUGCAAUUAGUUGCAGAAUUCUAGCCCACGCCUUGCAGUGUUACACAUGCCUGGAGCCGAUGAGCGCCCCCCUAUGCAUGACCAUCAGCAACUGCUCCAAGGAUGACGUUGUGUGCAAGACAGUAAUGUACUCCCGAGAGGAAGUUUACCCCUUCGUGGGCGACUCAACCGUCGUCAAGUCGUGUGCUCAGAAAUGCAUCCCGUCCGAUGUGGAUGACAUUGGGAGCUCUCGCCCCACCUUCUGCUGUAACUCUGACUUGUGCAACGUGGAUGGGGCGGUCAGCAUACAAAUCAGCUACGUGGUGAUGGGGAUUUCAGCCAGUUUCCUCUGCAUCCUCCUCAGAACGGGGCUGUGAGGAGCCGGGCAGGUGAAGCCUUUACUCCCGGAGCACCACCCAACAAGCCCCAAGCCCCUCUUGGCUGCGCUUGCCAUCUGCAUUCCCAAUGGGUGGCCUUGGACACUUGUAGGAAGAUGCUUCUUCACUUUCUUAGACACGCUGGCCUCUUGGAAAGACGUUAUCUCUGCAUUCCUGUCCCUGUCGAUAAAGGGACCUGGCUCAGGAAUGCCCAGUUUCUACCAGCUCCUUGCUAAAUUAAAUUCAAUGCUAAUCUGUACUGGAAUGUCUUUGUUGUGUCAAUGAGUUGUGGAAAAUUCCACGGCACACCCAGUUACUCAAGGCCCAACUAUUCGAAUUAAGUGCAUGACCAUUGUGACCAACACCCCUAGCAAAUGGCUAUUUCACACGCCCCUGUUCUACAGACAUCAUUGCUAAACAACCAGUUUGGGGUGAAAUUCACCUGCAUGCAGUGAGCCAGUGCAACCCCUCGGCACCAUAGCUUUUGUGCUGGCCCUUUACACAGAGUAAAUUUCAUUCUCAGUGCAUGAUGAGUAAGGGGUCUUUGGCCUAGCUCUGAAGGACAUGGCAGGAGUCUAGACUUGAUGUGUCGAUGAUCUGAUCUAGGUGGGUGAAAUUCUUCUGUGCUUUUGUGUCCCUGUUU
Messenger RNA from Mauremys reevesii (Reeves's turtle), 1134 nucleotides. Its product is annotated as ly6/PLAUR domain-containing protein 2-like. NCBI's taxonomy places the organism in Eukaryota, Metazoa, Chordata, Testudines, Geoemydidae. The transcript has 3 exons. The record is from RefSeq and is a predicted model, not a curated record. Bases 78 to 491 code for a protein of 137 amino acids. Gene Ontology annotation, molecular function: acetylcholine receptor inhibitor activity.